AUGUUAUUUUGGAAGCGUCUGCGGCGGAGCAAAGGCCUUGAGACGCCAGCGGCGGAUGCCGCUGUUGCCGCUACAGCAUCCUCAGCCGCAUCAACUUUGAGCCAGCGCAGACGUAUUGUGUUGCUUUUGCUGUUCGCUUUGAGCAGUCAGGCGGCUGUGAUAAAGGAUGUGGAGCAGAAGCCGCCUGAAGACGUCGCUGCUAACAAUGUGGUGUCCAAUGAGCAGUCAGAGCUGCCUAAGGUUGUGCCAGAGCUAGUCAAGCAGAAGCCACAGAUUGCUACAGCUACCAAGCAAGAGCAGCUCAAAGUUGUGCCAGCGCGAGUUGAUGUAAAGCCACAAGUUGCAUCCGUGGAGACGCCUCAAGAGCCGCCCAAAUUUGUACCCCAGGUGUUUCCCAAUGUUGUGCCAGCGCUAGUCGAUGUAAAGCCACAAGUUGCAUCCGUUGAGACACCUCAGGAGCCGCCCAAAUUUGUACCCCAGGAGUUGCCCAAAGUUGUGCCAGCAGUAGUGAAAGUAGCGUCGCCUCAGGAUCUGCCCAAAGUUGUGCCAGCAGUAGUCAAGGUAGAGUCGCCAAAAGUAGUCAAAGUUGUACCAACAGUAGACAAAGUAGAGUCUCCUCAGAAUCUACCCAAAGUUGUGCCAGCAGUAGUCAAAGUAGCGUCGCCUUAUGAGUUGCCCAACGUUGUGCCAGCAGUAGUCAAGGUAGAGUCUACUCAGGAGCUGUCCAAAGUAGCCAAGGCGCCACUGCAAGUGCCGAAGCAACCUGUGGAGCUGCCACACGCUGUGCAGUUCAAGCAGCCUAUCGCCAAGCCAGAGGGCAGCGAUAACAAAGUGAAGCCAGUCGAGGCCGAGCCCCGGGUGCAUGAUAAAUACUCACAGCAGCAGCAGCAACAUCCUGGGGAGUUCUACGUCAGUGAAAAUGAGAUCAAACUGCCAAAAAACGACAGCGACCAAGUUGUCCAUACCCAUGAGCAUCACUAUGAAUCUAUGAAGCCGUUUCUGCCGCUGCCGCCUUUCUUUGGCUUUCCAUCCGGCAAUGACAGCGGCUGGGGCGCCGAGCAGGGCUACUUUCCCUUUCCGCUGCUGCCCAUACCCUUCUGGAAGCCCGUGAGCACUGACUAUGCGCCCGUCAAUGCUUCUGCGCCCUAUCAUGAUCACAAGCAUGGCUCCCAUGACUACUAUGGCUCCUAUCCUGGCUACAAUCAGUCGGACUUUGAGCAGUUCUUCAAGCAGCCGCAUCCCUUCCUCUUCAAGCCAUUCAGCUAUUCUGGCUAUAACAGCAGCGACUCGGCCAACUAUUAUGCCAAGCCCGCUCAUGCGCAUUUUCCGUUCUUCAAGCCCGUAAGCUGGCAUAGCUCGGAUCCUACUGCUCAAUACCAUGGCAAGCCCAGUUAUAGUAGCGGCGGCGGCAGUAGCCAGAAAUAUGAUGGCUCUGGCCAGAAAUAUGACUCCAACUAUGAGUUCUAUGUUCCCGAGCAGCGCAGUGCAGCGGCUCAGCAGGAGCAGAAGCCUCAAUCGCUUAUACUCGUUGGUCACAUUUAUCUGCAUAUCAAAACGCCAGCUCCAGACACUGAAAUCCAAGCGGAGGGCAGCGGCUCUGCUAGCACUGACCACGUGCAUAAGGAUGGUCCUCGCAUCAGCGAGUCUUUGGAAAACUCUCAGCUGCUGUUGCAACCAAUUAUCUAUCCACAGCAAGCAAAUGGCCAGAAGCCGCGCAUACCCUUCGAUGCCAUUUACAGAAGUCUGCACUUUGUGCAUCCCUCAGUUCAGCAGCAGACUCAACGCUCCUCGCAAUCGGAUGAAGACAGCAACGUGCUCUUUGCUGUGGAAAUACCCAAGCCCAUCUAUCGCUUCUUUAAGUCCGUCUUUGGCGCAUUCGCUAAUUGA
This is a messenger RNA of Drosophila busckii, 1887 nucleotides long. RefSeq lists its product as uncharacterized. NCBI's taxonomy places the organism in Eukaryota, Metazoa, Arthropoda, Insecta, Diptera, Drosophilidae. The record is from RefSeq and is a predicted model, not a curated record. The coding region runs from base 1 to 1887 and encodes 628 amino acids. The transcript is spliced from 2 exons.